AUGGAUUUCGACAAGCUAGAUAUCAACGACCCGAGGGUUACGUCGGCCACAGCUUCUAUCCGCGGCAAGACAUACCAUUAUCUGCGGGCUGAUCCGGAAAAAGAGCCCCUUGCAACAAUCUUCCUCAUCCACGGAUUCCCAGAUCUAGGCUUCGGCUGGCGAUACCAGGUUCCGCAUUUCACAUCACUGGGCUAUCAGGUCGUGGCGCCGGACAUGCUCGGCUUCGGCGACACUGCUGCACCCGACCAGCCCAGCCAGUAUGCCUUGAAGAGCAUUGCCGAAGACAUCAAAGAGCUAGCAAACGCGAUCGUCAAAGACAAGAAAAUCAUCCUUGGGGGCCAUGACUGGGGUGGCGCCGUGGUCUGGCGCACUGCCAUGUGGUUUCCUGAUCUCGUUCAGGGCAUCUUCAGCAUUGGCACCCCUUUCAUUCGGCCUUCGUCGAUCUUUCUUUCACUAGACGAUGCUACUCGUAGCAAAAGGCUGACGACUCUGAGGUACCAGCUACAGUUUAGGGGUACAGAGAUCGAAGACGAGAUAAGGGACGAAGAGAAGGUUCGACAAUUUCUCAAUGCCAUGUUUGGAGGGGCCAGCGCUGAGGGCGAGGUCGGUUUCAGCAUCACAGAGGGUGUUCUCUUCGACAACCUCCCUAAAAUAGACCAAUCCCGACUCAUCUCAGGCCAUGAGCUAGACCAUUAUACUUCGAAAUACUUUCGAGAGGGGGAGCCUAGACUGAAGGGGCCCCUCAACUGGCAUCGUACACGCGCGAAAAAUUAUCUUGACGAGCUGCGGCUCUUGCUAAAGCCGAUCAAGUUUUCUACGCCAGCGCUCUUUCUCGCUACUACGAGGGACAAAGCAUUGCCGCUGAGCAUGUCGGAUGGGAUGGAUCAAUACUUUGAGGACUUGACUCGUGGGGAGGUUGAAGCAUCCCACUGGGCUCUAUGGGAAUCGCCUGCCGAGGUCAACAAGCAAGUAUCGGCGUGGUUGGAGAAGGUGCAGAGACGAGAUGCGCAACCGACAUAG
Ilyonectria robusta is the source of this 1020-nucleotide messenger RNA. Its product is annotated as Alpha/Beta hydrolase protein. The transcript has a single exon. The record is from RefSeq and is a predicted model, not a curated record. Gene Ontology annotation, molecular function: catalytic activity. The coding region runs from base 1 to 1020 and encodes 339 amino acids. NCBI's taxonomy places the organism in Eukaryota, Fungi, Ascomycota, Sordariomycetes, Hypocreales, Nectriaceae.